AUGUUGGACAAAUUCGGGAGUGAAUAUUUAGUCCACUUCUAUAGCGCAGUAUUUAUUCCAAAUAUGAUAUGUAUGUCCACUGAAUUUGCUCAAUUUCGAGAUAUGCAUAACUUAAUGAAAAAUAAGAAAAAUUCCGAAGAAAUUGACAUAAAAAUACCAGUCAAAAUGAUGUUAGAUUCUUCAAAAA
Entamoeba invadens IP1 is the source of this 187-nucleotide messenger RNA. RefSeq lists its product as hypothetical. The annotation marks the transcript as partial. Lineage: Eukaryota; Evosea; Mastigamoebida; Endamoebidae. The transcript has a single exon. The record is from RefSeq and is a predicted model, not a curated record.